This is a messenger RNA of Fukomys damarensis (Damara mole-rat), 1942 nucleotides long. RefSeq names its product serine/threonine kinase 19 (gene Whr1). The record is from RefSeq and is a predicted model, not a curated record. The transcript is spliced from 5 exons. Bases 629 to 1276 code for a protein of 215 amino acids. Gene Ontology annotation, molecular function: protein serine/threonine kinase activity. Lineage: Eukaryota; Metazoa; Chordata; Mammalia; Rodentia; Bathyergidae. Gene Ontology annotation, biological process: protein phosphorylation; positive regulation of Ras protein signal transduction.
ACGCCCCCACCAAAAAAAAAAGACAGCCUUUUUGGUAAUUCCACUUGCAUGCCUUUGGAGUCUGUUUCUUGGGUUGUUUUUUUUUUGGUACCAGGGAUUGAACUCCGGUCCUUGCGCCUGCAAGGCAGGCGGCGGAACCGCUGAGCUAAAUCCCCAGCCCUGGAGUCUGUUUCUUGAGUGUUGUUUCCCUUUGUACCCAGUUAUUUUUGAUUUUGUGGGAGACAGAUUUUUGUAGUUCAGCACAUGCCUGCCUUAUCCCACUUCUCUCCAUCCGCUCCUGUGUUUCUUAGCUGUAUAUUAGUGUGGUAGUUUCUGUUAGCUUAUAAGUUCUUUAAUGCUUCAACACUUAAAAAAUAGUGUCCUAGCAUUUUGGUUAAUGUUAACAGGUGGCUUUAUUCUUGCCGUUUUCACAAGCAGAAGUCCUACUUUGCUUUUAUUUGUUUUGUUAUGUAAUAGCUCUCUCCACCUUCCCCACUCAAAAUCUAGACCACUGAUUUUGAGGGCAGGGCCCAUGUCUGAGUCACUGUUUUAUCUUAGUGCCUGGCAUAGUUCUGUCUUACAGAGCACACACUGUUUGACAGACAGCGGGUAAGUCGGGUGGGUACCUAGUGGGAAAGCUUGAUUUGUGAUGCCCCUGGUUGUCUCCUCACACGAUACUGGUAAACGAGAGCUCCUGCCCGAGUGCCCAGGUACAGUGGAGCGCUUCACUCUAACAGACGCCUCCUUUCUAUCCUGUGUGCGGAGACAGAAGGAGCUUCAAGAGCAGGGAGAGAUCAGAGUCAUCCAGCUGGGCUUCGACAUGGAUGCCCACGGGAUUAUCUUCACUGAAGACUACAGGACCAGAGUCCUCAAAGCCUGUGAUGGCCGACCGUGUGCUGGGGCUGUGCAGAAGUUUCUGGCUUCGGUCCUUCCCGCCUGUGGGGACCUUAGUUUUCAGCAGGAUCAGAUGACGCAGACCUUUGGCUUCAGGGACUCCGAUAUCACGCACCUGGUGAAUGCUGGGGUCCUCACUGUUCGAGAUGUCGGGAGCUGGUGGCUGGCGGUGCCCGGAGCUGGGAGAUUCAUCAAGUACUUCGUUAAAGGGCGCCAGACUGUCCUUGGCAUGGUCCGGAAAGCCCAGUACCGGGAGCUCCUCCUGUCAGAGCUUCUGGGCCGACGAGCACCUGCUGCAGUGCGGCUUGGCCUGGCCUACCACGUCCAUGACCUCAUAGGAGCUCAGCUGGUGGACUGCAUUUCCACCACUUCCGGAACCGUCCUCCGCCUGCCAGAGACAUGAGGAUUCUGCUGUCACUGUGCACCUCCUCAGAUGGUGGCUGUGUGGGGGUCAUCUUGGGAAGGCUGAGUGUGGGGCCGGGCGGGCCUGCUCUACAAGCCUGGUCUGUGACCCCUGGUUGGCUUUGGGCAGUGCUUGUGCCCUUCCGUGGGUGUGGAGCUAGGGCCUGCCAAGGCCUUGGCCAUUGCCUGUUGUGGAAGAAGGUGCUAUCAUUGCUGUUUUGGGAUUGGAAGAUGGGACUGCUGGGGAGGCCGGGGCAGGAGCCAGAGUCCUCUGUCCUCCCUGUUAAAUUGGAAUUGCCAAAUAAAGUACUUCUGCCUGUGGUGUUGCCUGAAGGAUGUGCGUGUUUGGGUGUCUCUUUUGUGGGGGUGGUAACGCCACUGGAGGCCUGAGUGUUGUCCUGUCACUCAGGACUAAGUUCCCUUGAUUCUGAGGUUGGUUCUUCCCACCUCCUGAACCGCAGGGUUUCCGUCAGGGCCUGCAGAAAGCAAAAGCCUGGUGUGGUUCAGUGUGGGUAGGGAUGAAAGGAAGAGGCGAGGGUCUUAGAAGCCCAUCCUUGUUCCAUCAGGACUUUUAAGUGUCCUAGAUCUCCAAGCCACCUGGGGGCCUUGCAGGCUCGUGGAGAGACAGACAGCCUGUGUGUGUACUCGCUCACAGAUACUCCCAGUU